This is a messenger RNA of Lytechinus pictus (painted urchin), 2681 nucleotides long. RefSeq names its product T-complex protein 1 subunit gamma-like. Bases 1 to 501 code for a protein of 166 amino acids. Gene Ontology annotation, molecular function: ATP binding; ATP-dependent protein folding chaperone. Gene Ontology annotation, biological process: protein folding. The transcript is spliced from 5 exons. Gene Ontology annotation, cellular component: chaperonin-containing T-complex. The record is from RefSeq and is a predicted model, not a curated record. Lineage: Eukaryota; Metazoa; Echinodermata; Echinoidea; Temnopleuroida; Toxopneustidae.
AUGGCUAAACAAGUAGACAUCAGUGACAGAGCUCAGAUGAUGAACAUCAUUAAGAGUUGUCUUGGAACAAAGUUUAUCAACAAAUGGGCUGAUCUAGCAUGUCAGAUUGCAUAUGAUGCUGUUAAUACUGUAUUCCUAGAGGAGAACGGCAGGAAAGAGAUUGACAUCAAACGAUAUGCUAAAGUAGAAAAGGUUCCUGGUGGUACAAUUGAAGACUCACGUGUUUUGACAGGUGUGAUGCUGAAUAAAGAUGUGACCCAUCCACGUAUGAGGAGACGAAUUGAGAAUCCUCGUAUCCUGUUAUUAGAUUGUAAUCUAGAGUACAAGAAGGGAGAAAGUCAGACUAAUCUAGAGAUAGGUAAUGAGACGGACUUCACAAGAAUCCUACAGCUUGAGGAGGAAUAUAUACAACGGAUCUGCUCUGAGAUCAUUGCACUUAAACCUGACCUUAUCUUCACUGAAAAGGGAAUUUCAGGUACAAUUAAUCUGGGCAAUAUUUAAAAAGCAUUUUAGAUUUGAUGUGCCUGUUUUUCACUUUGUCUUCCUUUUGGCAAGAUAUACAAAUAUGCUCGUUCUGUCACCUGAACUCAUUUAUUAAAUAGAAAAAAAAUUAUAGUUUACAUUCAUAUAGCAGUAUAAAACCUUAUAAUCUGAAACAAAAUUCCAGCUAAUUAAAUGGUUACAUGCUCAUUGCAUGUCCAAUUAUUUUCAUAAGCAUCAUGCUGUCCUUAAAAUGAAGCCGUGUUUAGAGUGUACUAUUGGAUAUCAAGAAUAUUUGGCACUCCCCUUAUUACUUUUCUUUCUUCAUUAUUGUGAACUGAAUGGUUUGGAUUGAAAUUUAGUUCUGUAUAUGUCUAUUUGUGUGCAUUGAAAAACCUUUGGAUGUUAUAUCUUGAAAUUUAUGUCCCAUUACACGCUUGAAAGUGGUUUUAUUUUUCAGCAAAAAGAAAAUAUUUUUUGAAAAAAUGUGUUGGUGUCUUUUAAUUAUUUUGAUAGUUUGCAAGUUUUUACUGUUAUCAGAUAUUAAAUAAUAUCUUUUACACAUUUGUUGCAUGAUAGCAUCUUUCAUUUUGUUAGGCAGAAAAUUUAAAUUUUAUGAAUAAAUAACCUUUUAAAUUUACUAAAAUUGAAUUUGAGCUUCAAUGACCUGCAGUAUUGCCAACUUUUGAGAAUAACAAAUACCGAUAGUAUUUGGACCCAGAAGGAUUAAAUGUUUACACGCCUACAUGGCGACUAACUUCCAGCCUGGGUGAUAAUAUGAUACAAGUGCAGUAAAGUAAAUGCAUAUAGUAACUGUACUGUUUUAGUGGAUCUCUUAUUAUACAUGUAUUUGUUGUCGUUAUUUAUUAUUUUUGUCUUGCCUGCUUAGCAGCGCGAAACUAUAGGCUCUGACGGCGGCAAUGUCAACAUUGAAAUCUUAACCAAGAUCAAGUUAUUGAAAUGUCAUCAUAAUUUAAAAAGUAUAUGGAUCUGGUUCAUGAAACUUGGACAUAAGGGUAAUCAAGUAUUACUGAAUAUCCUGCUUGGGUUUUAGGUCACAUGACUAAGGUCAAAGGUCAUUUAGGGUAAAUGAACUUUGACCAUGUUUGGGGGAAUCAACAUCGAAAUCUUAACCAAGGUUCAAGUUUUGAAAUGUUGUCAUGACUUUAAAGGUUUAUGGAUCUAGUUCAUGAAACUUGGACAUUAGGAUAAGGAUGUAUCACCGGACAUCCUAUGUGAGUUUAAGGUCACAUGACCAAGGUCAAAGAUCAUUUAGAAUCAACAAACUUUGGUCAUGUUAGGGAUAUUUGUUGAACAGGGCCCUGGGAACAAUUUUUUGGCUGGGGGUGCUGAAGUAGGCCUAAAUUCAGGGGCUGAUCCAGCUUCCGCCAAUGGGGGGUGCGAAAAAAUUUCACCCAUAAUUUCCCCGUUCGGCCACUCAAAGAUGAUUAUUGUUUGUUUCUUCGUAACAGUCACUUCUUUGCUUUAUUCUUAUAAAACAGUAAUCUCAUAAGCCAUAUUUGAUGUAUAUCAAUUUUAUCAUGUAUCUUGUCCAGAAAAUCGAACAUUCUUGGCAAUGUUUGUGAUCCUGAACAAAAUCCGUAUAUAACUGAUCCAAAAGGGACCUGUUGAGGACUGUUUGUAGUUAGCCAUAAAGCGAUACAUAUUCAAUAAUCAAAUAAAACAAGCGCGAGCUGGAAAUUUGUUGACAUUCCAAACUAAAAAAUUGAAAUUCUAAGCAUAUUUUGUAAUCAUGGGCAGGAUAGGUAUAUAACUAAACAAUCCGAGCACAAAGCGUGAUUGAAAAAAAAAGACAUUUAGACCUAAAGAGUGGUCUCUAUUCAUGUUUUGUAAAUCAUGAAAAGAAUGGGUAAUUGGGUAUCCUAAAUCAAUGUGAGCGCGAACCACGAGCAGAAAAUUUUAGUCUGAAACUGGAUAAUUUAAGCAUGUUUUAAAUUAAGAACAAGCUGUGUAUCUCAAACAUGCGUGCGUGUGUUUUAAGAUUUAUACCUAGUAUCUGGGAAUUCUAAAUUGUUAUUUAUAAUGAAAAUCAAUAAUGUGAUCGCGAAACGCGAGCUGAAAAUAUUUGAUAUUCCUGUCUGAAAAAGGGUCAAUUUAAGCACUAAUUCAAGCUCUGUGUAGGAAAAUUGUGAAGUGGAUAUUAUGGAUUGCUCUUAAUAAAUGAUGUGAGCGCGAAGCAC